Molecule: messenger RNA, 4149 nt
Organism: Drosophila grimshawi
Lineage: Eukaryota; Metazoa; Arthropoda; Insecta; Diptera; Drosophilidae
Gene: bel
Product: ATP-dependent RNA helicase bel
Exons: 4
Coding region: 760-3159 (799 amino acids)
Biological process (GO): cell differentiation; gamete generation
Cellular component (GO): P granule; nucleus
Molecular function (GO): ATP binding; RNA binding; RNA helicase activity
Source: RefSeq, a predicted model, not a curated record
AGAACAUCGGGCCCACAUUGCGAAGAUCUCCAAUUAGCGCUAAAAUUUGUUCAAAAUUAUAUUCGACGAAGGAAGAGUAAUCAGCGCCCUUAAAGCAUAUCGGAUAUCGAAUAUCGAAAUUCGUGAGAAGACUAUCGAUGUAUCAAGCUAUCUAUUAGUCUGGCCACGCUCUAGCAAAAAAAAGCAGCUCUGCCAAAGCAACUCUGGUUUACUGUUGAUACCGAUAACAAUUGCGCUGACUCACACGCUCCCAUCACCAGCUCUCCACCAUUUUCCCGUGUGGCUCGUUUUCGCCGUUGGUGUGGAUAAGACACGCGUCUGAAAGCAUAGAAAAACGCGAAAGCGUAUAAAAAAACAAAAAAACCCAUACAUUUUAAGCAUAAGAACAAUUACAGCUUGUGAUUGUAAACAGGCACAAGUAGGCCUUGCAGCAAAUACGAACAAUAUAAUAAUCCCUAUUGAUCGAAAGAAUCGAGUGUGAAAAAAGUACAACCUCUCUCACCACAUAAGAACGUAGUAGCUUGUGGAACGUAAGAAGUUCGAAAAAAAAGAAGAAAAACUAAAGAAAAACGUAUAGACACGAAGUGCAACAACACAAAAAAAAUACACACAAAAGAAAGAAAAACAACAUUUACAUCGAUUAUAUUAUUACCUUUUUUUUUCGUCGAAAAUUGCAAGUGUGCGCAAAAUCUGAGAAUAAUUGCAAAAAUUUUCCUAAACGGAAAGAAAGAAAAAACCAGCAAGUGAUUGGAGGAUAAUAUGAGUAAUGCUAUUAACCAAAAUGGCACAGGUCUAGAGCAGCAAGUUGCUGGUCUGGACUUGAAUGGCGGCUCGGCUAACUAUAGCGGCCCCAUAACAAGCAAGACUCCCAAUAAUUCGGUCACCGGUGGCGUUUAUGUGCCCCCGCAUCUUCGAGGUGUUGGUGGCAACAACAACGCGGACUUAGACAAUCAGGGCCAGGGCUUUGAUUCAGCAGGUGCCGCACCGCGUCUCGACAGCACCAGGGACCAGCAGCAGCAAUCGCAGCAGCAGCAGCGCAACCCCGAUUAUCGCAGAGGCGAUCGCGGCGGCAGUCGCGGCUACAAUCGCCAGAGCGGCGACUACGGAAGUUUUGGCAGCGGCGGUGGCGGCGGCGGAGGUAGACGUGGUGGCAGCAAUCGCUACGAGGACAACUACAACGGUGGUGAAUUCGGAGGCCGUGGCGGCGACUGGAAUCGCGGCGGUGGACGUAACUUUGGCGAUCGACGCGGGCCAUCGUAUCGCGGCGGUGGUGGAGGCAACGGCCUCAACGAUCAGCCGGAGGAUGCACAGCAGCCACGCAAUGAUCGCUGGCAGGAGCCGGAGCGUCCGCUCGGCUACGAGGGCGGCUCAUCAACUGAAGGUGGACCCGGCGGCGCACCCGGUGGCGGUGGCAACAGAAGCUACAGCAAUCGCGGCGGCAGCGGUGGCUACAAUAAUCGCUGGAAGGAGGGUGGAGGCGGCAGCGGUGGCGGCAACACCGAUUACACAAAAUUGCUGGCACGCGACGAGCGUCUGGAGACGGAGCUAUUCGGCGUGGGCAAUACGGGCAUCAAUUUUGACAAAUACGAGGAUAUACCCGUGGAGGCGACGGGCCAAAAUGUGCCCCCGCAUAUCACAUCCUUCGAUGAUGUGCAGCUGACGGAGAUCAUACGUAACAAUGUGAAUCUGGCGCGUUAUGACAAACCGACGCCGGUGCAAAAAUACGCAAUACCCAUCAUAAUCAGCGGACGCGAUCUGAUGGCCUGCGCCCAGACUGGGUCUGGUAAAACGGCAGCGUUUCUGGUGCCCAUCCUCAAUCAGAUGUAUGAGCAUGGCCUGUCGGCACCGCCGCAAAACAAUCGCCAAUACAGUCGUCGCAAACAGUUUCCGCUCGGUCUGGUGCUGGCGCCGACCCGCGAACUUGCCACCCAAAUAUUCGAGGAGGCCAAAAAGUUCGCCUAUCGCUCCCGUAUGCGUCCCGCUGUCCUCUAUGGCGGUAACAAUACCAGCGAACAGAUGCGUGAAUUGGAUCGUGGUUGUCAUUUGAUUGUCGCAACACCGGGUCGCUUGGAGGAUAUGAUAACCCGUGGCAAAGUCGGACUGGAGAAUAUACGUUUCUUGGUCCUCGAUGAGGCUGAUCGCAUGUUGGACAUGGGUUUCGAGCCGCAAAUUCGUCGCAUUGUCGAGCAGCUGAAUAUGCCGCCGACGGGUCAGCGACAGACAUUGAUGUUCUCGGCCACAUUCCCCAAACAGAUCCAGGAGUUGGCCAGUGAUUUUCUCAGCAAUUAUAUAUUCUUGGCUGUUGGCCGUGUCGGUUCCACAUCGGAGAACAUAACGCAAACGUUGCUUUGGGUCUAUGAUCAGGAUAAACGUUCGUAUUUGCUCGAUUUGCUGUCAUCGAUACGCGAUGGACCCGAAUACUCCAAGGAUAAUUUAACAUUAAUUUUUGUGGAGACAAAAAAGGGUGCCGAUUCGCUCGAGGAGUUCCUGUAUCAGUGCAAUCAUCCGGUGACGAGCAUUCACGGUGAUCGCACCCAAAAGGAAAGAGAGGAGGCGUUGCGUUGUUUCCGUUCCGGUGAUUGCCCCAUUUUGGUUGCCACCGCUGUGGCGGCACGUGGCCUCGACAUUCCGCAUGUGACGCAUGUGAUUAACUUUGAUCUGCCCACCGAUGUCGAGGAGUAUGUCCAUCGCAUCGGACGUACCGGUCGCAUGGGUAACCUGGGUGUGGCCACCUCCUUUUUCAAUGAUAAGAAUCGCAACAUUUGCUCCGAUCUGCUCGAGCUGCUCAUCGAGACGAAGCAGGAGAUACCCGGCUUCCUCGAGGAGAUGCUCAGCUCCGAUCGUGGACAUGGCGGCGCCAAGCGACGUGGCGGCGGCGGCGCUGGCGCACGCUACGGCGGUGGCUUUGGCUCACGCGAUUAUCGUACCAGUUCCGGCGGCGGCGGUGGCGGUGGACGCAGCAUGGGCAGCGGUGGAGGCGGCGGCGGCAAUCGUGGCAGCAGCUCGGGCGGCGGUGGUGGCAACUAUCGCAGCAAUGGCAAUUCGUAUGGUGGCAGCAGCUCGGGUGGAGGCUCCUAUGGCGGCGGCUCGUAUGGUGGAUCCUAUGGCGGCGGCGGCGGUGGCUCCCACUCCAACGGACCGGACUGGUGGGGUCAAUGAGAAAGAUUGGCCAGAAGCCGCCAAACAAACGCUCGUCAACAGCAGCAGCAGCAGCAACAACAACAACAACAGCAGAAACAACAUCAAAAAAUAAGUCCGACUUUUGUCAUUAAUUAAAAACCGUAAAAAGCAACAGAGAAGAAAGAAAAGCUGCUGGUUGUGGAGGAUGAGCGAAACGCGAUCGAUCGAUUGAUUAACAACUUUAUUAUAUUUGCAUAUUAUAUGUAUCAUAUAUAUGAUCUAUGUGUAUGUAUAUAUAUAUAUGCAUAUACACAUAUAUAUACAUGUAUAUAUAUAUAUAUGUAUGGGGGCAGAGAGUGUGAAAGAGAAACUGUCUGUGCGCAGCGCAACACUCAAAAACAAACAAACACACAUACCAACACACAUGCACCCACACACACACACAUUUACAAUAGCAAGCAUUACAGAUAUAUAUAUAUAUAUAAAGAAAAUAAAAUAAAAAUUGUUUAAAAAUAAUAACUGACAAAUAUACAGAAAAGAAAAAGGAAUCAAGAAAUAUGCAUAGAUAUGCUGAUGGAAUAGCAACAAGAUUACAACAUCAAAUUGUAGUUUAUAAAACAAAAAGAACACACAAACAAACAACACACAAGCGAAAUAACUAAUAAAUAGGCUCAUAUUAAUAAUAAUAUAAAUAUAUAUAUAUAUAUAUAUAUAUAUACAUCUAUAUAUAUAUAUAUGCUAGAGCAAAGCAAAUGAGAUAAUUAAGGAUUUAUAUAAGGGCAACUUAUGAAUUUGUGUCCAUUAAAAGUAAAAAUCUACUUUUACUGCCCCCGAGCCCCCGCCCCGCCCACUCACUCCCCCUCUCGCAUAUUUUCUCUUUCAAAUAUUGAAAUCGAUAUAUAUAAACAAGAAAACAAGAAAAACAAAACUUAAAGCGAUUAACAAUUGAGAUAUAAAGCAUAAACUUCAAUUGAUGAUUUUAAAGAAAAAAAGAAUAACUAGUAAAGUUAUAUAUACAUACAUAUAUAC